CACGGGAGGAAAGGGAAAAAAAAAAGCGCGUGCACGCCCCCUCCUCCCUUGUCGUGCGCGUUGUCCUCAUCUGCGCGCCCUGGUUCUCGCCUGGACUAACUGCGGCGGGGAUUUGGAUUUGGGCAGCUUCUGGGUUUUAUUUCUUUAUUUGUUGUACUGACUUGUUUGUCUGAGCAAUUCGGCAAUGGGGGCUUUGAGAGGUCUCCUUGUGCUGCUGUGCGUCCUCGUGGCCAGAGCGCAAACGCAGAUCCAAAGACCCAGGUCUGCGGAAUGUCCCGUUGACCUUUUCUUCGUAUUGGAUACAUCUGAGAGUGUGGCCCUGAGACAGAAACCUCCCAACUUUUACAUCGACCAGAUUAAAGAAUUCACCAAGCGCUUCAUUGAUGAACUCCAGGACAUGCGCCAUCAGUGUGACCGCUACCUGACGUGGAACUCGGGCGCGCUGCACUACAGCGAUGACGUCGUCCUGGUGCGCGAGCUGAGCGACAUGAGCACUGAUCGCCAGGCCCUGAAGAACGACAUCGACACCAUCAGAUACAUCGGCAAAGGAACCUACACUGACUGCGCCAUCAAGAGGGGUCUUGCUGAGCUGCUCAUAGCGGGUUCCCACUACCAUGAGAACAAGUACAUCGUGGUGGUGACUGAUGGCCAUCCCAUCACCGGCUACAAGGAGCCUUGCGGCGGUGUGCAGGAGGCUGCAAACGAGGCGAGGCUACACGGUGUCAAGGUGUUCGCCGUUGCCAUCUCACCUGAUCAGGAGGAUACCAGACUCUCCAUCAUCGCCACUGACCAGAACUACAGGCAGAACUUCACAGCUGCAGACGACUCUAGAUCCACCAAGAUGGGAACCAUUAGAAGCAUCAUUGAUAUGAUCACAAAUGAGACCAAGGAUGUGUGCUGUUCAUUUGACUGCAAUGCUCUAGGAGGCCCUAAAGGACCAGAUGGAGACACUGGCGGCAAGGGAGAAACCGGUAGACCGGGAAUGCCAGGAGAGAAAGGAGAUAUUGGUGCCAUGGGCAGCGUUGGAGAUCCUGGUCCUGUUGGAUACAGUGGAAUGAAGGGAGACCGAGGUGGUAGAGGCGAGAAGGGAGAAAGGGGACACAAAGGCUACAAGGGAGACAAAGGUCUAAGGGGAAACGAUGGGGUUGACGGACGCAAGGGUGAAGCUGGUUUCCCUGGUCUUCCUGGCUGUAAAGGAUCUCCUGGGUCAGAUGGUCUUCAGGGUGAGCCUGGGCCAAAGGGAGACUCUGGUCCUUAUGGUCCAAAAGGAGAUGCUGGAGAUAGUGGAAAAGAUGGAGAACCAGGAAGACCUGGAAACUAUGGACCUUUGGGACCUCAGGGUGAUCGUGGACCCCGUGGAGCUAACGGGGACAAAGGCGAGCGUGGUGAUGAUGGUGCACCAGGACCAGAUGGACUUCGUGGCGAGAUAGGAACAAUUGGAGAAAAGGGGGAGCAAGGUUCCCGUGGAAACAGAGGACCAAGAGGAGAGGCAGGGGAGCCAGGACCCCGUGGAGAGCAGGGACGCGAGGGCUCGGCUGGCCCCAACGGAGACCCUGGUGAGCCUGGAAGGGAUGGUUCCCCUGGAUACAGAGGAGAUGAAGGCCCUCCUGGACCAGAGGGACCCAAAGGACCACGAGGAAUCAAAGGGUCUGCUGGAGACAGAGGCCCGAUGGGAGGCAGGGGUGCAGACGGUGCACCGGGAAACGGUACUGCAGGUUGCCCUGGCUUCCAGGGUUAUCCUGGCCCUCGCGGAGAUGCUGGUGAACCUGGUGGCAAGGGAACCCCUGGACCCAAAGGAGAUGACGGAGAAGCCGGUGACCCAGGCCCCGAUAACAAUCAACCAGGGCCUGCAGGAUCAAAAGGGGCCAAAGGUCACAGAGGACCUGAGGGAAUUUCGGGACCUCCUGGGCCUCCUGGACCACCAGGAACUGAUGAAUGUGAAAUUCUGGAUAUCAUCAUGAAGCUCUGCUCUUGUUGCGAGUGUAAAUGUGCAGCUCUGGACUUGGCGUUCAUUGUGGACAGCUCAGAGAGUAUUGGUGCAACAAACUUUGCUCUCGCUAAGGACUUUAUCAUCACCGUUGUGGACAGACUGAUUAAAGACCAGCAGGUCAAGUUUGCAGGUAACGAGUCCAGGGUGAGUGUCGUGCAGUACAGUGGCGCGAAAGCCCAAGAAGUCGUCCAACUGGGCACCAACGUUGCUACCCUGACUGAGUUUAAGCAGGUUGUGAAAGACCUCGACUGGUUGGCUGAGGCCACGUACACGGGCGAGGCCCUGAAUUAUGCGCUAGAAAACACCAUCAAGCUAAUGAGGCAGGAGAACCGUGUGGUUCUCGUUCUCACCGACGGACGCUCCGACAUCCUGAGGGACCCGGUUCCUCUCAACAUCCUUUGUGGUAAAAACAUCAGGGUGGGAGGUUUAGGGGUCAAGGACUACUCAGGCCGUCAGCCCAACCAGGAGCAGCUUGGAGAUUUGGUGUGUAAGAGUGAUCCCAAACCAGGCUUUUCCUUCGUCCUGGACAACUUUGCCGAGCUUCUCGAUGACACGUUCCUGCAGAACCUCACAUCCAGAAUCUGUCAAGAUAAGAAGUGCCCAGACUACAAGUGCCCAAUCUCCUUCUCUCAAAGUCAUGACAUCCUGCUGAUGAUGGACAGCUCAGCUAGUGUGGGCCAGAAGAACUUUGACUCAAGCAAGACCUUCAUGCACCGGCUGGUCGAGCGCUUCCUGAAUGCUCAGAAGCAGAGGGGCGUGAACGUCCGAGUGGCUGUCGGCCAAUACAGCCGCAACGCCCGCAUGGAGCAAGGCCUGACGACCAACGAGACCCUGCUGUCUCAUCACAUCAAUGAGAUGGCCUUCCAAAACGACGGCACCAACGUGUUAGAGGCCAUGGACUUCGCCAUUAAGGCUCUCCCGAGCCGCGGCGACGCGUCCGGAAACAAGAAGAAGGUGGUGUUGUUCUCGGACGGCAGGUCUCAGGCCGUCACCGAGGCCGUCCUGGAAAAGCGCGUUCGCGAGCUGGCGGACGCCGGAUUGGAGCUCUUCGUCGUAGCGGUGGGCAGCCAGGUGAACGAGGUCAACCUGCGCACACUGGUGAGCAGGGGGCAGCGCGACGACAUCAAUUACGCUCAACGCCACCUCUUCCGCGUGGCAGACUACCCCUCCCUGCUUCGCGGCGUCUUCCACCAAACCGUGUCCCGAAGAGUUUCCAUGCCUUGAGGUCGGGGCCCAGAAUAACAAACAGGACCAACACUCUUCAAUUUUUAGUCCCAUUAUGAAUAGUCAGUCUCAUUUACCAUACACUGUUUUUUUUGUUUAGUUUUUUUGUUGUUUUUUUUUCUUCGAAAGAAUGUCACAAAGCAACUGAUGAUUGUCUUCAAGAGGAGCCUCAAAUGUAGACCACCAAGGGGGGCUGCAUUAGAUUGGAUCGUUAGACCACGACACGAAUGAUAACCUAAACCAUGUUUGGAUUUUAGACGUAAGGAAAUUGCUGCCUCCGAGGCCUUAAUCAGGUUCAAUGUUUGACCUUGGUGCAUGACAGGUCAUUUAAACGUGCGUCAAAACUUGCUUUCAAUGAUAUUUCAACCGCAUUACUGCAUCUGAAUCAUAGUCAAAAUCACAAGUUUUAGGCUGCACCUGCUUGUCUGUUCAGGACCACAGCUUUUGCCAUCCCAAAAGAAGGUUUUUGCUCUUUGUAAUACGUGUACCCCUCAAAAGUUGGGGCACACCUCCAUGCUUUGAAAUUGAGAUAAAUGAACGUGUCCCACCUUUUUGAUUGGUACGGCACGUGAACCAGCCACAGAUGUCCAUUGAAAACACGCACAUGACUUACCACAUUUAAAAUACGGCUCUGCGAUCCGACUCUUUCUUUUUUGUUAAUUGAAUACUGAGUCCAACUCGAAACGUAUUCCCGAGCUGAGUAGCGGCCAUGUCUUGAAAUCUGCGUUGGAUUAACUAAAGCGGAAAACAGGAUGUGACAUCGCGCGGCCGCUUUUGAACAAAACCUAUCGCCGCGUCACCUUGUGACUUAAUGAGAACAGCUGGGCGCCACAUGUGCCAUCAUGCCCAAUCGUGGAUACGUGCGCGUGCGCAUGCCUCUGUGUGUGUCUGGGUGUGCCCGUGGGUGAUUGUUCCGUAAACAAUUCUGCCCCGGCCCGCCGGUUCAAAUGACAGAAGGACACAAACCUGCUGUAUCAUUUCUCCGCGGCUUGAGAUGUCUCUGUCAAACACACACACACACAUAAACAUGCCUCCGUAUUUCAUUAGUGAGUUAGGAAAACAUCUGUCAUGGUUGAAGGCUGGAAAAGAACCUGAACCCCCUGACACAAAGCCACCCACUUAGUGGAACCCUUUCAGAAGUGUCGGUUGCUCACUUUCGUGUUCUUGCCAACAAGUGGCACACAGUCGCUGUACAGUUGUCAUUGAAUGUGGUGCUAUUAGUAUGUGGAGCAGCCAUGUAAAGAGGAGCAGCAUUCCCUGAGGAUACACGACCUUAGGAAUGUCCAAAGUGCUUCAAUAAAGGUUGUUACACACACAAAAAAAAAAAAAA
Phyllopteryx taeniolatus (common seadragon) is the source of this 4544-nucleotide messenger RNA. It is a transcript of the gene col6a1, whose product is annotated as collagen, type VI, alpha 1. The transcript is spliced from 35 exons. Lineage: Eukaryota; Metazoa; Chordata; Actinopteri; Syngnathiformes; Syngnathidae. The record is from RefSeq and is a predicted model, not a curated record. Bases 185 to 3214 code for a protein of 1009 amino acids.